CAGGUGCGGAAGUCGUGAAAUUGGUAGUAGUAGAUGCAGGUGCAGGCGUAGAUACAGGUGUGGAAGUCGUAAUAUUGGUAGCAGGUGCGGAAGUCAUGAAAUCGGUAGUAGUAGGUGCAGGUAUAGAAGUCAUGAUAUUGGUAGCAGGUGCGGAAGUUGUGAAAUCAGUAGUAGUAGAUGCAGGUGCAGGCGUAGAUAUAGGUGUGAAAGUCAUGAUAUUGGUAGCAGGUGCAGAAGUUAUGAAAUUGGUAGUAGUAGGUGCAGUCAUGAUAUUGGUAGCAGGUGCGGAAGUCAUGAAAUCGGUAGUAGUAGGUGCAGGUGCGAAAAAUAUAAUAUCGGUAGCAGAUUUAGGUACAGGUAAGAUAGGUGCGGAAGUUGUAGUGGUCGAUAUAAGUGCAG
Molecule: messenger RNA, 399 nt
Organism: Racocetra fulgida
Lineage: Eukaryota; Fungi; Glomeromycota; Glomeromycetes; Diversisporales; Gigasporaceae
Source: the annotation of a GenBank genome assembly